CACAACAAAUCAACCUCUCUCUCUCUCCAUCCCAUAGUUCAACAACACCUCGUCGCAUCAGCAUCUCUCUUCCGUUAGCGGCAGGAGCCAUGGCUCUCAUGACCCGAACAUCGUCGCGGAUUCCCCUCCAGCUCGCCGCCCAGCGCGCCCUCCCCAUCCACACCACAGCUCCUUCUCUCUCCUCCGCCGGGACAGGCGGCGGAGGCGCUCCCACCACCUACGCGCGGCCUCCGCCGCCCUCGGCCUCGUCGCCGACUGGGCUGUCCAAGACGGCGGAGUUCGUCAUCUCGAAGGUCGACGAUCUGAUGAACUGGGCCCGCCGUGGCUCCAUCUGGCCCAUGACCUUUGGGCUGGCCUGCUGCGCCGUCGAGAUGAUGCACACCGGCGCCGCCCGCUACGAUCUCGACCGAUUCGGGAUCAUCUUCAGGCCCAGCCCACGCCAAUCCGACUGCAUGAUCGUUGCCGGCACUCUUACCAACAAGAUGGCCCCUGCUCUUCGCAAGGUUUACGACCAAAUGCCUGAACCUAGGUGGGUGAUCUCGAUGGGAAGCUGUGCAAACGGUGGAGGAUACUACCAUUACUCAUAUUCUGUUGUCCGGGGUUGUGACAGAAUCGUCCCUGUUGAUAUCUAUGUUCCCGGUUGCCCUCCUACAGCUGAAGCUCUACUCUAUGGGCUUCUUCAGCUACAGAAGAAGAUCAACAGGCGCAAGGAUUUUCUUCACUGGUGGACCAAGUAAGGGCCUUCUAGUUGUAUUGGCACAUAUUUGGCUAUAUUUUUAUGCAAUAAAAUAGUUCUGGGGUGGUUUGCCCUGGAAAUGGGCUAUGUAAAGCAAGAUAUCGUGCUUAUGUCGCAAUUUAAACCUCAGGAUGUUCACUGUUAUGUUUUACCCAUAUUUCCUGCUGCUAGCUGGAGCUUUCACAGUACAACUAAGAUUAUGUAAAACUUUCUCUUCGUUGUUUCCUGUUUUUGACUGAGAAGUGGGGACUUAUUCAUCAUUUGUUAUCUGUACUUUCUACCAGUUGCCUACAGUUUUGUUUAUCCGGGAU
Messenger RNA from Morus notabilis, 1047 nucleotides. Its product is annotated as NADH dehydrogenase [ubiquinone] iron-sulfur protein 7, mitochondrial. Gene Ontology annotation, biological process: electron transport coupled proton transport; mitochondrial respiratory chain complex I assembly; aerobic respiration. The transcript is spliced from 2 exons. The coding region runs from base 90 to 737 and encodes 215 amino acids. Gene Ontology annotation, molecular function: NADH dehydrogenase (ubiquinone) activity; 4 iron, 4 sulfur cluster binding; quinone binding. NCBI's taxonomy places the organism in Eukaryota, Viridiplantae, Streptophyta, Magnoliopsida, Rosales, Moraceae. The record is from RefSeq and is a predicted model, not a curated record.